AUGUCAGCAAAUGUAGUAAGUGACCUUUUGAGAGUGACUUACAAUAGGCAUAUGGAGAAAAAAGUGGUAUUCUAUCUAUUUAGUUACAGAUUUCUGAAAACUGCCUUUGAUGGCGAGGUUAUGGCUAUUUAUGUGGCACUGAAACAAAUUGCCGCCAGAUCAUACAAUAGGAUGGUUAUACUGUCUGACUCCAAAGCUGCCAUUCAAGCUAUUAGAUCUCGUGAAAUACCUAUCUCUCGGACUAUCCAGGAUUGCCAGGUUCUUCUGGAGAGUUUGAGGAUAGCAGGGCGACAAAUAACACUCCAAUGGAUCCCAAGACAUUGCGAUAUCUACGGCAAUGAAUUGGCCGGUAUGCUGGCUAAGAAAGGCACUCAAAUAAUUCAGCAGCCAAGCACUCUUAAAUCCUUUCAUUCGGCAAGACUGUAUAUCAAACAUUUUAUGAGACAAAAUUGGAAAGCGUUGCUCACUUCUCGUAUUUCUUCAAGAAGUUGGAGGAACAGCUUAGAACAGGGUAUUGCCGAUAAGCCCCGGAUUAAAGCUGUUGCAGAAUUCAGGUUUGUGUUGGGCCAUGAUUGCCUGGCGAACCACCUCUGCCGCAUCGGUAUUCUCGCUGAUCCAAAUUGCCCGUUGUGUUCGAAUAAUGAACUUAUGGACAGGAACCAUCUAUUGAGAUGCUCGGCUCUGCGUGGGGACUCUGAGGUGAGGCGUUACUGGAGUGCCCGACAUCUGUUAAUGAGAUAG
Parasteatoda tepidariorum (common house spider) is the source of this 741-nucleotide messenger RNA. RefSeq lists its product as uncharacterized. The record is from RefSeq and is a predicted model, not a curated record. NCBI's taxonomy places the organism in Eukaryota, Metazoa, Arthropoda, Arachnida, Araneae, Theridiidae. Gene Ontology annotation, molecular function: RNA-DNA hybrid ribonuclease activity; nucleic acid binding.